AUGGCAACCCACAUCCCCCCCACACUCUCCCCCGACGCAAUCGACACCCUAACCGAACUGACCGUAAUCCUCGCCAAAUUCCGCGCCACCCAAGCCUCCGCCCGCCAGGCUGCCGCUUCUGGCUCUGGCUCUGCUUCUGCCGGCGGCGGCGGUGGUCCAUCAUCCUCCCUCACCGGCACCGGCGCCGGUGGUCCCAACGCCUCCUCCACACCAGCCCCCGGCGCUGUCACCGGUACUACUCCGCUCCCGAUCCCUACUUCCCACCCGGGAGGCUCCUCCGCGACAGCAGACGGGUCGGUGUUUAAUGCGAAAGACGUGCCUCAGGCGACAGACAAUUUGAAGCACAAGUUGCAGAGGGCCAGACAGGCGAUUUUGGCGCUGCCGGAUAUUGGGAGGACGAUUGCGCAACAGGAGGUGGAGAUCAAGGAGCUGGAGGAGCGGAAGAGGAAGCAGAUGGAGAUGUUGGCGAGGAUACGCGAGGAGGGAUUGCAGUUUGCGAGGUUAGAGCAGAGUAGAGCGGAUGAGGAGGGAGAGAGGAUGGUUGAGUAG
This is a messenger RNA of Sordaria macrospora k-hell, 549 nucleotides long. RefSeq lists its product as uncharacterized. Gene Ontology annotation, cellular component: mediator complex. Gene Ontology annotation, molecular function: transcription coregulator activity. Gene Ontology annotation, biological process: regulation of transcription by RNA polymerase II. Lineage: Eukaryota; Fungi; Ascomycota; Sordariomycetes; Sordariales; Sordariaceae. The record is from RefSeq and is a predicted model, not a curated record.